AUGAGAAUUUCAAUAGGUGUAGGCCAUGUUUUAGUUUCAGAUAACGUUGAACAUAAUCCAUUUAUGGAAUUCAGUAAACAAAUAAUGGAGAAAAACGAGGGUUGUCUCGAAAGAUUUGCAUGUGUAUCAAGUCAGCAGAAACAUGACAUGCAAUAUUUAAAGACGAUGAAACGAAUUUUGAGGAACGAACUCCUUUCCUCAAUAUUAAACACCACAGCCUUAGAAGAGGCUUCUAACAGAGGAUUACGAGGGUACGACUGUCUUGGAUACGAGCCUUGUGCUUUAAUGAAAGAGGACUUUAUUACGAUAAUGGAAAACCUCGCUGCAUAUCAAAAGCCGAAUAAAACUUAA
This is a messenger RNA of Pieris macdunnoughi, 351 nucleotides long. The record is from the annotation of a GenBank genome assembly. NCBI's taxonomy places the organism in Eukaryota, Metazoa, Arthropoda, Insecta, Lepidoptera, Pieridae.